GGCUGCGCUUUCCCAAGCACAACUCAGACGAUCGACAAACGCGUAGCGGCAAGGUUGGAUCGUUGGAAGUUACUUCUAGUAUAAAAUGGGACGUCUGUUAAUCAGCUUGGUAGCGCUGCUGGCGCUCAGCGGUUGUGCUCUAGUGGAAGGCCGCAAAGGUUUUGGUCCUGGUGAGCAGGAUUGGGGCUUUGUGGAUGUACGCAAGGACGCUCACAUGUUCUACUGGCUUUACUACACCACUGCCAAAGUCUCUAACUAUACGCAACGUCCUUUGGCCAUUUGGUUGCAAGGUGGACCAGGCGCCUCCUCUACAGGUUAUGGCAAUUUCGAAGAGCUGGGCCCACUUCAACUCGAUGGCAGCUAUCGCUCAUGGACUUGGGUGAAGGACAUGAAUGUAAUGUUCAUUGACAAUCCUGUGGGCAGUGGCUUCAGCUAUGUCGAUAGCAGCAGUGCGUACACCACUAACAACAAGCAAAUUGCCUUGGAUUUGGUGGAGCUCAUGAAGGGUUUCUACAAAGCGCAUCCAGAAUUCAAGAAGGUGCCUCUGCAUAUUUUCUGUGAGAGUUAUGGCGGCAAAAUGGCACCGGAAUUCGCCUUGGAGCUUUACUAUGCCAUACAGCGUGGCGAAAUCGAAAGCAACUUGACUUCUGUAGCUUUGGGUGAUCCUUGGACCUCACCCAUAGACUCUGUCAUGUCCUGGGCGCCUUAUCUGCUGCAGCUAGGCAUUGUGGAUCAGGAUGGUCAUGACAAGAUUGAAGCAUCAGCAUUAAAAACUAAAAAGUACGUGGACACAGGCAAGUGGACGCAAGCAACGCUGCAAUGGAGUUCCACACAGAGUGUGGUGCUGCGCGAGUCCAAGGGUGUGGAUUUCUAUAAUGUGGAGAAGCCAACGCGUGGCGAUCAGUACCUGAGAAAUUUGUUUGCUAUGAGCCACGAGGAGCGCAUGUAUCGCACUUUGGUACAUUACGACAUUGAUGAGAAUCGCGAUAAGAUGCUGGAGGAGCUUAUGCUGACUAAUGUCACCGAGGCGUUGAACAUAACGACAGGUGUCAAGUGGGGCGCUCAGAGUGGCACUACAUUUAGCAAGCUGAUGGGUGACUUUAUGAAGCCUGCAGUGCAUAUUGUUAGCGAACUUUUGAACAAUAGCACGGUCAAGGUCGGCGUCUUUUCUGGUGGCUUGGAUUUGAUUUGUGCCACCCCCGGUGCAGUUAACUGGAUUGCUGGCAUGGAGUGGGAGGACAAGCAGUCUUAUCUGAAUUCAUCUCGUUUGGGCAUUAAUGUGAAUCGCGUGCUGGAGGGCUAUGAGAAGACUGCUGGCAAUUUCAGCAUGUUCUGGGUAAAUCGCGCUGGACAUAUGGUCCCGGCCGAUAAUCCAGCUGCCAUGUCGCAUAUACUGCGUUAUUUUACCAAAUUUGGUUAAAAGUUUAAAUAAAUAAACGCGAACGAACAAUAAAGAAUCAA
This is a messenger RNA of Drosophila busckii, 1461 nucleotides long. Its product is annotated as retinoid-inducible serine carboxypeptidase. Gene Ontology annotation, biological process: proteolysis. The transcript has 3 exons. The coding region runs from base 86 to 1420 and encodes 444 amino acids. Lineage: Eukaryota; Metazoa; Arthropoda; Insecta; Diptera; Drosophilidae. Gene Ontology annotation, molecular function: serine-type carboxypeptidase activity. The record is from RefSeq and is a predicted model, not a curated record.